Molecule: messenger RNA, 1999 nt
Organism: Siniperca chuatsi (mandarin fish)
Lineage: Eukaryota; Metazoa; Chordata; Actinopteri; Centrarchiformes; Sinipercidae
Gene: asb6
Product: ankyrin repeat and SOCS box containing 6
Exons: 7
Coding region: 167-1483 (438 amino acids)
Biological process (GO): intracellular signal transduction; protein ubiquitination
Cellular component (GO): BRCA1-BARD1 complex
Molecular function (GO): protein binding
Source: RefSeq, a predicted model, not a curated record
CUCCAUUCCAGUUGGUGGCGGUAAUGCACCAUAAUGUUGAUUGCCAACCGCCAUAAAACUUUAUGAAGAAGAGGAGGAUGACGGACUGAUGUGGGCGGGGUGGAAGCUUCCUGUUUGGGAGGAAAACGACCAGCGUAUUGACCUACCAUUAGUGUAGUGAGGAGCCAUGCCUUUCCUCCAUGGGUUUCGAAGGAUCAUUUAUGAGUACCAGCCGCUGGUAGAUGCUGUAAUGUGUGUUGUUGGCCUGAAGGAAGGAGAUGGUAGUCACGAGGACAGAGUCGGAAGCUCUGAAGAUGAGUCUGGUCUUUGUAGCUCUCUAGUGGAGCUUCUGGAGCGGGAGUCUCAGUCAGACGUGUUUGUGGAAGGCAUCAGCUAUGCUCUGUUUAAGGUGGCAGAGCGGGGACUGGUGUCCGCAGGUGAAAUCCUGCUACGCUAUGGAGCUGAUGUAAACUUUGAAGACCCAGUGUCUUACUACAAUCCUCUACAUAUAGCAGUUUUGAGGAACAGGCCAAACAUGGUGAGGCUGCUGGUCGGGCACGGAGCAGACAUUGAAAGGAGAGACAGGAUCCAUGAGAGCAGUCCUUUGGAUCUUGCCAGUGAGGAGUCGGAGAGGCUCCCCUGCCUGGUCACCCUGCUGGAACUGGGUGCUGAUGCUAAUGCAAGGGAUAAACAUGGAAAAACACCUUUGCUCCAUGCCUUGGCAAGCAGUGAUGGACUCACUGUGCACAACACAGAGAACAUCCAGCUUCUACUCCAGAGAGGUGCUGACGUUAAUGCUGCUACUGUAGACGGCGAAACAGUUGAAUCCUCGUUGGUGUUUCUGGUGAAGGAGGCUCUGGAGGCCAAUGUGGAGGACGCUGCUGAGAUCGGUAACUUCUGCUUGAAGACCACAGAGCUACUGCUGGCUCACGGUGUGGACCCCAGCUGCUGCCUGAAUGAGGAUGGCGAGCCCUCCCUGACACAGACGAGCCUGGAGCAGUUUGACUUGCUCUUCCCUCUGGCUGUGCUCUUAAUCCAGAGCGGAGCCUCUUUGGUUUGCUCCUGUCACGGUGACUCCUGUUGGUCAGGUUACAGCCUUGUUUUCCAGCGGCUCCAAACAGCCCUACAGCAGUGCUCUGAUCAAAGUCACGCCUCUGAGCUCCUGGAGCAAGCAGAGGUGUUGCUCGAAUUAGCGAGGGUAGACGUCCCCGCGUUGCAUCUUCCUCUCAGGCUGGAGCUCCCUGUGCCCAGUCAGGACCCUCACCCCUAUGCUCAGGCUCUGGUAGACCUGCACAACCGCAUAGUAGAGCAUGAAGCAAGCCCUCCUGCUCUGCGAUGUCUUUGUAGAUCAUUCAUAAGGAGCCACCUGCAGCCUUGGCCCCUGGAAGACAGAGUCAAAGCUUUGCCAUUACCAGACAGACUGAAAGACUUUCUUCUUCCUGAGCACACAUAUACGCCAAAGCCUGGUUGGGACUGCUUCAAGCCCCAACAUCACCAGCGCUGAUGCUAAGCUAUUUCUAAACUGAAAGACUGAACAGGCCUAUAAUAAUUUGUAUAAAAUGUUUGUCCAUAAAUGAAACUAAACCUCACAAACCAUUAAGGCCUUUGUUGAAUUCUUAUUGUGUGUUUUCUGUGCCAAAUUUACUGACAAAUGUGUGUAUGUUUACUUUAAGAUACAAAGUUAUGUCUGUGCAAAUUAGCCUUUAACUUGUAGUUUGUAGUUGUAGUUUUCACUGUUAUGAUUAAACUGCUGUACAGUUAAGUGAACUAUAUUAAUGUAUACAGGAUGUUGCAAGACAAAAUAAAUGCCACCAGAUGGCAGUGUUGCUCUUGCAGCUCAAAAGCAGCUCAGAUGUCAGGGUCAGAUAUUUAGUUAUUCACAGUGCAGCCUAUUAAAGUUGUUCCAGCGCAGUAGGCUCCAUCUAUCUUUAAUCCCCUCAACAUGAUGGCGGUGUAUUGUGGAAUUUGUGUAUCUUCUCGCUUAGCAUGAAGAUGGACCAAUAAAACAGACGUGUCUCAA